Molecule: messenger RNA, 1155 nt
Organism: Sitophilus oryzae (rice weevil)
Lineage: Eukaryota; Metazoa; Arthropoda; Insecta; Coleoptera; Curculionidae
Product: neuropeptide CCHamide-2 receptor-like
Exons: 7
Coding region: 1-1149 (382 amino acids)
Biological process (GO): G protein-coupled receptor signaling pathway
Cellular component (GO): membrane
Molecular function (GO): G protein-coupled peptide receptor activity
Source: RefSeq, a predicted model, not a curated record
AUGAGGGAAGAAAACGACUAUACCCCGUAUCUAGAACGCCCUGAAACAUACAUAGUACCAAUUUUAUUUCUGUUAAUUUUCAUUGUUGGCGUUCUGGGCAAUGGUACCCUAGUCAUAAUAUUUUUAAGACACAAAGCCAUGAGAAACGUUCCUAACAUUUACAUCUUUUCUCUGGCCUUGGCAGAUCUACUGGUCAUUAUAACGUGUGUGCCAUUUACAUCUAUACUCUACACGGUAGAGUCAUGGCCGUGGGGCGUCGUUGUGUGCAAGCUGUCAGAAACAGCAAAAAAUAUUAGUAUUGGGGUGUCUGUUUUCACACUCACAGCAUUGUCAGCUGAGAGAUAUUGUGCUAUUGUGAAUCCCCUCAGAAGAAUACAGACCAAGCCUCUAACAGCGGUUAGUGCUGUCAUGAUAUGGAUUUUAGCUACAGGUUUUGCUAUACCGGAUGCUAUAUUUUCUCGAUUAAAAGAUGCCCCAGUUGAUAUUAAUAAGACAAUCAUUUUUUGCUAUCCAUUCCCGUCAUUCCCGGACAACGCCACCGAAACUAUGUACAAGCAAUACAACGUCGUCUCCAAGUCCUUGAUUUACUAUUUGGUCCCUUUGACUAUUAUAGCCUUCUUUUACGUCUUGAUGGCCAUUCGGCUUCAUAAUAGCGCCAACGAUAUUCCAGGGGAAGGAAGAAGUACUCAUGGCAGUGCCCAAGUCAAAUCCAGAAAGCAUGUAGCCAGGAUGGUACUAAUAUUCGUUUUCUUAUUCUUCAUUUGCUUCCUACCUCAGCACGUAUUUAUGCUAUGGUUCCAUUUAACACCUACCGCAGAGGAUGAUUAUAAUGAGUGGUGGCAUGUAAUGAGAAUACUUGGAUUUUGCUUAAGUUUCCUGAAUUCGUGUGUCAAUCCUGUGGCUUUGUAUUGCGUAAGCGGGGUGUUCAGAGCCUACUUCAAUAGAUAUUUGUGUUGCAUAAAGCCUAAAUGGCCUAGAUCAGGUCUUUUAUCUGAAACGAGAGGAUCUACGUUCAAUUCAAUGAGUCAAAGACACACCAAGUUUUCAGCUGUAAGUGACGCUACAUCAGAAAAUAGAGAAAUCCGUAAUCAGUCAGAGUGUAAUGAGACAUUACCAACAUGCAGACCUCCGAUUCAGAAUUUAGUUUAAGCUAUA